AUUUUUCUUCUUUAAAAGCUUUGGCCACAGUAGAAGACUUCCAGAUUCGUCCACAUACUCUCUAUGUACAUUCUUACAAAGCUCCUACUUUUUGUGAUUAUUGUGGUGAGAUGCUCUGGGGAUUGGUACGUCAGGGACUGAAAUGUGAAGGCUGUGGAUUAAAUUAUCAUAAACGAUGUGCCUUCAAGAUUCCAAAUAAUUGUAGUGGAGUAAGAAAGAGGCGUCUGUCAAACGUAUCUCUGCCAGGACCUGGCCUCUCAGUCCCAAGACCCCUCCAGACUGAAUGUGUAGCCCUUCCCGCUGAAGAGUCACAUCUUCACCAAGAACCAAGUAAGAGAAUUCCUUCUUGGAGUGGUCGCCCAAUCUGGAUGGAAAAGAUGGUAAUGUGCCGAGUAAAAGUUCCACACACAUUCGCGGUUCACUCUUACACCCGUCCCACAAUAUGUCAGUACUGCAAGCGGUUACUGAAAGGCCUCUUCCGCCAAGGAAUGCAGUGUAAAGAUUGUAAAUUCAACUGCCAUAAACGUUGUGCAUCAAAAGUACCGAGAGAUUGCCUUGGAGAGGUUACUUUCAAUGGAGAACCUUCCAGUCUGGGAACAGAUACAGAUAUACCAAUGGAUAUUGACAGUAGUGACAUGAACAGUGAUGGUAGUCGGGGUUUGGAUGACGCAGAAGAACCAUCUCCCCCAGAAGAUAAAAUGUUCUUCCUGGAUCCAUCUGAUCUUGAGGUUGAGAGAGAUGAAGAAGCUGUUAAAACAAUCAGUCCAUCGACAAGCAAUAAUAUUCCACUAAUGAGGGUCGUACAGUCCAUCAAGCACACAAAGCGGAAGAGCAGCACGAUGGUGAAGGAAGGAUGGAUGGUCCAUUACACCAGCAGGGACACCCUGAGAAAGAGGCAUUAUUGGAGACUUGACAGCAAAUGUCUAACAUUGUUUCAAAACGAAUCUGGAUCAAAGUAUUAUAAGGAAAUUCCACUUUCAGAAAUUCUCCGCAUAUCUUCACCACAAGAUUUCACAAACAUUUCACAAGGCAGCAACCCACACUGUUUUGAAAUCAUCACUGAUACUAUGGUGUACUUUGUUGGUGAGAACAAUGGGGACAGCUCUCACAAUCCUGUUCUUGCUGCCACUGGAGUUGGACUUGAUGUAGCACAGAGCUGGGAAAAAGCAAUUCGCCAAGCUCUCAUGCCUGUUACCCCUCAAGCCAGUGUUUGCACGUCUCCCGGGCAAGGGAAAGAUCACAAAGAUUUGUCUACCAGUAUCUCUGUAUCUAAUUGUCAGAUCCAGGAGAAUGUGGACAUCAGUACUGUUUACCAGAUCUUUGCAGAUGAGGUGCUUGGUUCAGGCCAGUUUGGCAUUGUUUAUGGAGGAAAGCAUAGAAAGACUGGAAGGGAUGUGGCUAUUAAAGUAAUUGAUAAGAUGAGAUUCCCCACAAAACAGGAAAGCCAACUACGUAAUGAAGUGGCUAUUUUACAGAAUUUGCACCAUCCUGGGAUUGUAAACCUGGAAUGUAUGUUUGAAACCCCAGAACGAGUUUUUGUCGUAAUGGAAAAGCUGCACGGCGAUAUGUUGGAAAUGAUUCUAUCCAGUGAGAAAAGUCGACUUCCAGAACGCAUUACUAAAUUCAUGGUGACACAGAUACUCGUUGCUUUGAGGAAUCUACAUUUUAAAAAUAUUGUGCACUGUGAUUUAAAGCCAGAAAAUGUGCUACUCGCAUCAGCAGAGCCAUUUCCUCAGGUGAAGCUGUGUGACUUCGGUUUUGCACGCAUCAUUGGUGAAAAGUCAUUCCGGAGAUCUGUGGUAGGGACUCCAGCAUACUUAGCCCCUGAAGUUCUCAGAAGCAAAGGUUACAACCGUUCUCUAGAUAUGUGGUCAGUGGGAGUUAUCGUCUAUGUGAGCCUCAGUGGUACAUUUCCUUUUAAUGAAGAUGAAGAUAUAAACGACCAAAUCCAAAAUGCUGCAUUUAUGUACCCACCAAAUCCAUGGAGAGAAAUUUCUGGUGAAGCAAUUGAUUUGAUAAACAACCUACUUCAAGUGAAGAUGAGAAAACGUUUCAGUGUGGACAAAUCUCUUAGUCAUCCCUGGCUACAGGACUAUCAGACUUGGCUUGACCUUAGAGAAUUUGAAACUCGCAUUGGAGAACGUUACAUUACACAUGAAAGUGAUGAUGCCCGCUGGGAAAUACAUGCAUACACACACAACCUGGAAUACCCAAAGCACUUCAUUAUGGCUCCCAAUCCAGAUGAUAUGGAAGAAGAUCCUUAAUUAUCAAUGACCUAACUUCAAUAAGGAAGGAUUUCAUUUUAUGGACUGCUAUUUUGCUGCACAACUGUUGUUCUUUGGAGAUUGUCAUCUGCAAGGAUGCAAAGACAUGAGGAAAUAUGAUAAGGAAUCAGUGACACCAAUACUGUAGUUCAUAAUGAGUAGGUACAAGAGGGAAAACUGAGUAAUAAAAACAGAUAAUGGAACCAAGAGGAAGCUUUUCAUAAAUUUUUAUAGCAUAAGCAAUAACUGGUUUUUGUAUUUUUUCCUAAUCCUUCACUUUAGUACAAUAGUGGCACUUAAUCUUCCCUUUCCUGUUCUUAUAUUUUUUAAAAGGCAAGCCAGAGUCCAGUUAUUGCAUAGCUUGAUGAAAUCAUACAAGAGUUAUAAGGUUGAUUACUAAACAGGUUUGCAUUUAAGAGAUAACCAAGAGGCUAUCAACAUGAGAUUUUCAAUAAGGACUUGUAAACAUUUAACUGGCCACACAGAGGCAUCGAGGGGGUUUUCCUAGAUGCCUAGAAAAGGACUGCUGGACUGUUUACCUUUCUUUUUUAGGUCAAUCAAGACUCCCCAAAACAGUGACCCCCUAACCUUUUUGGAGUUGAAACUCUGAAUAUGGUCUCUACAACAUAAAAAUUAAGUUGCCACCUUUUGUGAGUAUGUUACAAUAGCCUCUAAGGUAAUUUGGGACAACUGAUGUUACAAAACCAGCAGUAGGAACUGCUGGUCUGAGUGCUGAGUUAUUAUGUAUGUUUUCUCAUAGCUCAGCUCUACUGCUAAAUACCGUGUUCCCACUGACACCACUGUUAGAGUCCAGAAUUCAAUGGGUAUAGAUCUAAAUUCUAAUUACACAAUUUAUCUUUACACAGGUUUGAAUAAUUUGAGGACGAAAAUUAAAUAUAUACUAAAAGUAAGGCCAGUACAGGGUCAAUUAAUGCUACAGGAAAGAAUAUUGAACAGUAUCCAUCUGGAAUGUUUGAAAAUCAGUUAUUUUAAGCAAGUGAGUGCAGUUGACCAUGAAACACCUAAUAGUUUAUAAGGGUAGGGAUAUAUCAACAGAGCAAAUGAAAGAAUUUUUUUUUUUACCAUUUCAGCUCCAGCAGCCAGCUAAAGAAAUUUUUUUUCUACUCAGAUAUACUUAAGAGGUUACACUUUUCCAUAGCUUUUAAAAAGUUACUAAUAAUUUCCUUCUCCCCCCGCCCCCAAGUUUACUGUCUGGGACCACCCACUUAUACAGUCUAAUGGCUUUUUGUUUCUUCAUCCCUCAGUAAUCACUGUAUACUUUUUUUUCCUCCAAAAAGAGCAAAAGAUUUGGAGUCAGAAGGUCUGGGUUUAGUCUUCUAAGUCCAGGCUCCCCUCUUUAUUAGCUGUGUUGGCCUGGCCAGGUGACAAUCUGUGUGAGCCUCGAGUUCCUCAAUCUAUAAAAUGAAGAUCAUAAUUCUUGCCUCUACCUUCCUCAGUGUUGUAAAGAUAUGUUUAACCAUAUUCGAUAAACUAAAAACUAUAAAACUGUUCAUUAUUACUGCCCACUGAAUCUGAGGUAGCCAAAGAAAAGAUUGUUCAUAUACGAACAAACUGAGACACACAGGGCCUUUUGAGAUCCCUGAAGCUACUCCCUUACCGAGGACUAAAAAUGCCCUUGAGAGAGGAGCAAACGUGCAGUGCUCCUAUGUUCUGAGCUCUUUACAUGUUAACUUAUCCUCACAACAGCACAGUGAACCCCAUGUCACAGAUAAGGAAACUGAGGUACAGGGAGAUUAAGUAGCUGCUGAAGGUCACAGUAUUUGCACCUCAGCCUCCUAACCAUUUUGCUAUACUGUCUCCCCAUAAAUAUCUCCAGGAGACAUGCCACAGCUCUCAGUAUUUCAGUCUCAUUUUAGUAGUUUUAAAAACCAAAUUAAUUUUUCAAAAUCUUUUAGAAAUGUAUUUUCCCUAGGAUGAUUUCCCCCAAUUUCUCCAAAGUUAAGUCUGUUUAUAUCAACAUGCUAAAAUGGAGUAAUUCCAAGUCAUUAGGCACCCUGUUGUUUUACUGCAUAAGGUGAAAAUUAACUGGAAUGACACUUGUUUGUUCUACUUAUAUAAUCAAACUUUACAAGCCAUGAAAUUAAUUGCACUCUGUUUUUGUUGUUGAAUACCUAAGAAGUUUUCUAAAUUUGUAAAGGCACUGUCAGAUAAUUUGGAGUUGAGUAACUGCUCCAGAUACUGUAUAACCUGCAUAACCAUUUUUUUUGUCUUGAAGUCUGUACAAGAAAUAAUUGAGAGAAACAUUUGAUAAUGUACAAAGUAGUCCAUAAUGACACUCUUCAGUACAGUUUUAUAUUUUUUGUUACAUCCCACUUUUUGUAAAUAUCCUCAAAGAAGCUUAAUAAUAAAAUGUAUUUCCAUAUCACCAUACUUUUCCAUGUGAAAACCUGAGCCUAUCUCUAGUCAAGGUAUCCAAAGAAAAUUUUAUUUGGUUGUGUUAUUUUCCAGGCCUUGGUAAGAGAAUUAUUUUGGAAAUAGUAUUUGUAAAUGGAACUAAUGCUAUAUUUAAGAACACUGAUUUUUUUUAACUGCCUAAAAUAAAAAAAGCCUCGUUUUUUACAA
Hipposideros armiger (great roundleaf bat) is the source of this 4847-nucleotide messenger RNA. It is a transcript of the gene PRKD3, whose product is annotated as protein kinase D3. The record is from RefSeq and is a predicted model, not a curated record. Bases 111 to 2264 code for a protein of 717 amino acids. NCBI's taxonomy places the organism in Eukaryota, Metazoa, Chordata, Mammalia, Chiroptera, Hipposideridae. Gene Ontology annotation, cellular component: cytosol. The transcript is spliced from 16 exons. Gene Ontology annotation, molecular function: ATP binding; protein serine/threonine kinase activity. Gene Ontology annotation, biological process: phospholipase C-activating G protein-coupled receptor signaling pathway; intracellular signal transduction; protein phosphorylation.